Pseudoliparis swirei is the source of this 2556-nucleotide messenger RNA. It is a transcript of the gene st6galnac5a, whose product is annotated as ST6 (alpha-N-acetyl-neuraminyl-2,3-beta-galactosyl-1,3)-N-acetylgalactosaminide alpha-2,6-sialyltransferase 5a. The record is from RefSeq and is a predicted model, not a curated record. The coding region runs from base 85 to 1125 and encodes 346 amino acids. NCBI's taxonomy places the organism in Eukaryota, Metazoa, Chordata, Actinopteri, Perciformes, Liparidae. The transcript is spliced from 5 exons. Gene Ontology annotation, molecular function: alpha-N-acetylgalactosaminide alpha-2,6-sialyltransferase activity. Gene Ontology annotation, biological process: ganglioside biosynthetic process; oligosaccharide metabolic process.
GGAUCCGGGAUGCGGACAGAUGUCGCUGGACGAUGAGAGAAAGUGGAGUCCGACGCACUGAGCGAUAAGACCGCGCGCUACAAGAUGAAGACACCUAUGCAUCUGUUUGUGUCUUUGUGUCAGCGCCAUGGGAUCGCCGUGCUCCUCGUGCUCCUCCUGUGCGCGAGCUUGUUCCUCGUGUACAACGGCAGCUUCAACGGCGCUUCCAGGGACGCCAACGACACGCACGUCCGACAGCACGAACAGCUGCGGCGGCCCACUGAAGCCUCCGUCAGGGUGGCCAAGCCUCAACCCCCGGUCCUCCAGGGAUACAGUGGCAUCAUCGACCAUAAGCCUCCCAGGAUGCACUGCCAGACCUGCGCCCUGGUGACCAGCUCAGGUCACCUCAUCGGAGGCGGUCGGGGCGAAGACAUCGACCGGGCCGAGUGCGUCAUCCGCAUGAACGACGCCCCCACCGCCAGGGGUUACGCCGCGGACGUCGGCCGCCGUACCUCCCUGCGCGUCGUCGCUCACUCCAGCAUGCAGAGGGUGUUGCGGAAUCGCCACGAGCUGCUCAACGCCAGCCAGGACACGGUGUUCAUCUUCUGGGGCCCCGGCAGCUACAUGAGGCGCGACGGGAAGGGCCUCGUGUACAACAACCUGAGGCUGAUGAACCAGGUGCUGCCCAAACUCAAAAUCUACAUCAUCUCCUGGCAGAAGAUGCUGCAGUUUGACGAGCUCUUCAAAAAGGAGACGGGCAAGGACAGAAGGAUUUCAAACUCGUGGCUGAGCACCGGCUGGUUCACGAUGACCAUCGCCCUGGAGCUGUGCGAUCGGAUCGAUGUCUACGGCAUGGUUGCCCCCGACUUCUGCAGGGAGCCUCAGCACCACUCUGUCCCUUACCACUACUACGAGCCACGCGGCCCGGAUGAAUGCGCCAUGUACAUCUCUCAUGAGCGGGGCCGGCGGGGCAGCCACCACCGCUUCAUCACGGAGAAGCGAGUCUUCGCCAACUGGGCACGGACGUUUGACAUCCACUUCCACCAGCCGGACUGGAGUCCCCCGCCUCUCCCGGACAACCGGACGCUGGAGGGGACGAUCGCGGCGACGAUCGCGGCGACGCCCCCGGUGCCCCAAAAGACGUGACCGGCGUUGGGCUGACGGAAAAAAAAGACUUUCGGGAUUCAUCCAAGAAAGACUGAGGAUCGGGAACAUUUGUACAGAGGGUCACUGGACCCCGACCAGAGAGGAGGAAACAUGAAGUAGGCAAGAAAAAUAGUUACCAGAUGAAGACAGAGUGUCGUUCAUCCUCCUGUUCUGGACAUUUCUCCAGCUCCGCGACUGCAUCUGCAGCAGUGGGUUCUGUUAGCUGAGGGGACCCAGUUCAAAGUUGUACAUCCCUUAUUUAAGAACGUUUAUAUCAGGAGGCAACGUCAUAGCGCUCCACUCUCCCUGCAUGCAGCGUCUCUCCGUGGGUCCUCUGUGUGUGUGAGUGCUGUAUGUUUACCUGACACAGGGCCCUCCACAAAGCCUCUGAAUGAAGGCGCCACGCCGGGUUCACUGAGAGGAAAGUACCUUUCCCCACGUGAGCAUUGGAAGCUCUCCAAAGUCAAACCGCUGGCUGACUGAGGGACACGCGUGUAACAUUCAUUUGGAGGUCUGGCAUCGGGCGCGUGCUCCUCCUGCUCGGCCCCGUCUGUCAUCGGGCUUUGUCGCCUCCCGUCAAACACUUAUUGAGCGAUGUGUUCAUCUGCGGGCCGGACUCCCACGUCACACAAGACAAGUGAGAGAUUACAAUCGAGAGGCGGGAGGCAGCAGCAGCCAUAUCCAUCCGACCGCACGCCGAUCGUCUGCUGCCCGGCGCUCUGGCGGGAGCAGCACGCGGCUUCUUGUCCAGCCGAGGCGGAUGUGAUCCGUCGGUCGACACUCUCGCUCUCCGUGUGUUUUAUGUGCGCUCGCCUCUCAUUUGAUGGAGUGUAUGCUGCUUGUGGACUGCCCCUUCCUCUCUUUGUGAUCCUUUAUCCCCCCCCCCCUCCUCCCUUCUCCCCAUGAAUAAAGAUCCAGGUCAGUCUGGAGAAAGACGUGCGGUUAUCCUCAUGAUUUACGCUGGCGAUAAGUCCCGAUUGAUUUUGCCCUCAUCUCUGUAAUGUGAGGAGGGUUUCUGUGGGUCGGAGACGGAGGUUCUCACGCCACGAGAGCGCGUGUCGUGUCACGUUUACUUCUCGCAUGCAUCACAAACCGAUGCACGAGUAUCGUACUGAGAAUCCCGCGGCCAACUGCUGGAGCUGAGACCAAGGUACGCAUUUGUUUUGUCGUGACUGCAUUGGUAAAAGGGAUAAGCACUUGGAUAUUAAUUUUUUUUUUUGCUUAAUUGACUGUCGUUCUGCAUCUACUGGCUAUUUUUAUCAAUGGUUUAGUCUGUAAAAUGUAAUAAAUAGUAAAGAAAAUCACACGGUGAUAUUUUUACAAAGAUAUUUGAUCGGCGGUGAUGUCAAACAUUGCUGCCGUUGAUCCCUUUUAUUUUCACACAUGGAUGGAAAUGUGUCAUUCCACUCAAUAAAAUACAUUUUAUCAGCA